Molecule: messenger RNA, 1719 nt
Organism: Oryza brachyantha (malo sina)
Lineage: Eukaryota; Viridiplantae; Streptophyta; Magnoliopsida; Poales; Poaceae
Product: dnaJ protein homolog
Exons: 6
Coding region: 109-1362 (417 amino acids)
Biological process (GO): response to heat; protein refolding
Cellular component (GO): cytosol; cytoplasm
Molecular function (GO): ATP binding; Hsp70 protein binding
Source: RefSeq, a predicted model, not a curated record
CUCCUUUCUCUCUCUCACUCCGCCCGCCCAGCCACCGGCUUUGACCACCGGCGGCGGCGGCGUAGAGGGAGCGGCUAAAGGGGUUCUCCCCCGUCGGCGGCGGGCAAGAUGUUCGGGCGCGCGCCGAAGAAGAGCGACAACACCAAGUACUACGAGAUCCUCGGGGUGCCCAAGUCCGCCUCCCAGGACGACCUCAAGAAGGCCUACCGCAAGGCCGCCAUCAAGAACCACCCCGACAAGGGCGGCGACCCCGAGAAGUUCAAGGAGCUUGCACAAGCUUAUGAGGUGUUGAGUGAUCCUGAGAAGCGUGAAAUAUAUGAUCAAUAUGGUGAAGAUGCCCUCAAGGAAGGAAUGGGUGGAGGUGGAUCCCAUGCUGAUCCAUUUGACAUCUUCUCAUCGUUCUUUGGACCUUCUUUUGGUGGUGGUGGCAGCAGCAGGGGCAGAAGGCAAAGGAGGGGAGAGGACGUCAUCCAUCCCCUUAAGGUUUCUCUAGAAGAUCUUUACAAUGGUACCUCGAAAAAGCUCUCUCUUUCACGCAAUGUCCUCUGUGCCAAGUGCAAGGGCAAGGGUUCCAAGUCUGGUGCUUCCAUGAGGUGCCCAGGUUGCCAGGGUUCUGGCAUGAAAAUCACCAUUCGCCAGCUGGGGCCUUCUAUGAUACAGCAGAUGCAGCAGCCUUGCAAUGAGUGUAAAGGGACUGGAGAAAGCAUUAAUGAGAAGGAUCGCUGCCCAGGCUGCAAGGGCGAGAAGGUUAGUCAGGAGAAGAAGGUUCUGGAGGUUCAUGUUGAGAAGGGGAUGCAACACAACCAGAAGAUCACCUUCCCUGGUGAAGCCGAUGAGGCGCCUGAUACUGUUACUGGAGACAUUGUGUUCGUCCUCCAGCAGAAGGACCACUCGAAGUUCAAAAGGAAGGGUGAUGAUCUAUUUUACGAGCACACCCUAUCUCUGACUGAAGCUCUUUGUGGUUUCCAAUUUGUUCUGACACAUCUGGACAACAGACAGCUGCUCAUUAAAUCAAACCCUGGCGAAGUUGUUAAGCCUGACCAAUUCAAGGCAAUAAACGAUGAGGGGAUGCCAAUGUACCAGAGGCCUUUCAUGAAGGGGAAGCUCUACAUCCAUUUCACGGUGGAGUUCCCUGAUUCGUUGGCGCCUGAACAAUGCAAGGCCCUUGAGGCAGUGCUUCCAGCGAAGCCUGCAUCCCAGCUGACAGAAAUGGAGAUAGAUGAAUGCGAGGAGACUACCAUGCACGAUGUCAGCAACAUCGAGGAAGAGAUGCGCAGGAAAGCCCAAGCUGCUCAGGAGGCGUAUGACGAGGACGAUGAGAUGCCUGGAGGUGCCCAGAGAGUGCAGUGCGCACAACAGUAAGUAAGCAGAGUAUACCAUCUAGGAACUUGUCAGUGGUGCACAAAUCAACACCGUUGCAAGAUUUGCAGUAGAUUUUUGGACCCAAGAUGAUCAUGCUCCGUUUUUCGUUAUGGCAAACUUGAAGAUAGCGAAGCUGAUUUACACCCCUUAAGCCGGGACUGUAUCCCCUCUACUUUUGCGUCUUAAAAAUGCUACCGUUACUAUGAUGUGAGACUCGUAGUGUUACCCCCAAAAAAUAGUUUGGCAUGUUGUGAAUGUUUCAACUGACACUGCCACGACUGCAGUGGCUCUACAUUUUUUGUGCUCAUAUAGAUGGCUUUGCCGUUCUGCAUCAAAAUAUGUCUUCAAUUGCUGUCA